CACAAAUCUCCACCUCACCUUCCAUCCAUUAAUCAGUCAAUGUCUCCUGAUUACUCCACAUGUUCCAGCGCUAAACUGUUGCGUCUUGAGCGUCUGUACAUGCUUAUGCAUGUUGAUUUUCUGCACCCUCCUCCCCGCCUCUUGCUUUGAGCUGAUGAGCAGCAGGCUAGAAAGAGAUUGCUCGAUAUGUUAUAUUCCUUUGCACCGACCCAAUCUUGCUGCUUCGUCGGGAUUUUCCUUUGUUCUUUGCGUCUCUGCUGAAUGCCGUCCCUUGAGCCUGUUACAUUUCGCACAGCCGGUUGUGCUGCGGUUGGUGUCCCUUGACGCAUUCCAUGCAAUGGGAAUAGUGAUGGCGAUAGCACCACCAGAAGCAGCAAAAAAGGGCACCAGCCACAGCUGCAGCUGCAGUGCAACUAACAACGCUACCCCCGAAUUCGGGGGUAGCGUUUUCUUUGCUGUAUUUUUGCAAGCGAGGUUUAGUGCCUGCUGUUUAUUUUUUGUUUGCGCGUCAUCGCUCAUACUUUUUUGUUGUCAUUGCCAUAUCACUAAACUGGAUGCAUUGCAUAUCGUCUGCCUAAUCGGCCCAUUGGUCCCCUUCUUCCCUCUUUUUUUCUGUGCUGGAUUUUGCCCAACAAAAAAAUACUCACACUUCCAACUUGUUUGUUUGUUUUGUUUGGCCCAGGCUGCCCACCUUGUUUUUUGUCUUUUUUCGUCCUAUUUUACAAAUGGCGCAUACAAUAAAACUUGAAAAGGGGCAGAAAAUGAAUCCCAGAAAAAUGAAUGGCGUCUAUCCCCCAAUUUUUUCUUUACUUUUUUCUCUUUACUUUUAUUUCUCCUCUUUUCUUUUCUUGCUCACUUACACUGUAAACUCUUAUUCUACCACUUCUGUUAAUCGCACCCACACACUGCCAUUUUUACCUGUCUCUAUCACCGUCUAUUUAUCUAAUUACCCUCCUUCACUAAUUCAGUAAAACACCACUUAUAUAUUUUA
This is a messenger RNA of Kickxella alabastrina, 991 nucleotides long. RefSeq lists its product as uncharacterized. The transcript has a single exon. Bases 110 to 748 code for a protein of 212 amino acids. Lineage: Eukaryota; Fungi; Kickxellomycota; Kickxellomycetes; Kickxellales; Kickxellaceae. The record is from RefSeq and is a predicted model, not a curated record.